This is a messenger RNA of Caenorhabditis briggsae, 975 nucleotides long. The record is from RefSeq and is a predicted model, not a curated record. NCBI's taxonomy places the organism in Eukaryota, Metazoa, Nematoda, Chromadorea, Rhabditida, Rhabditidae. The transcript is spliced from 3 exons. The coding region runs from base 1 to 975 and encodes 324 amino acids.
AUGCCCAAUAUCACCGGAUCCAGUGUACUCUAUGAUACCGAAUAUUUGAUAAAGUAUCUCGAUUUGUCUCUCUCGGCGUUCGGAAUCGUCACCAAUAUAAUCCACAUUUGCUUUCUUUUCCAAAAUUCCAAAAUCUUCAUUUUCCUCAUUUUUAUCACUGGAGCAGAUUUGCUCCAUGUAUCUACAGUAUUCUUUUUUCAAAUUCGUAAUGUUUUAAUCUAUAUAUAUCAUCGAAACUGUGUUGGUUAUUUGAACUACUUUGAUAUGUUUUUCAAAUCUUUGGUGAUUAUUUUUACCGAAUUUGCCGCAGAUUCCGGAGCCUGGAUUUCCAUUUUCAUGUCGUUCAAAUGGUCUUGGAAUCAUGCCAAAAAAGUUGCCACGUGGAUUUUUUUGAUUCUAUUCAUCUUUGUAUCCGUUUAUUGCUCGCUUAUAAUGCUAAUUUUCGCUUAUAUCCUACCGUACUCCCCAUGUAAUACUGAAGAUCUUGCACAGCAAUUUUUGGAAGAUAAGGAAAAUCCGAUUGCUCAGAUUAUAUUAAUCUACAGUAAUCUGGAAUUCGUUUUUGGGAUUGCUCAAGUUUUGGCAAAUAUAUUUUUGCUAUUCAUUUGGUUUCCUUUGAAAUUUUACAAGUUUCGGAAACAUCGAAAACUGGACAAUUUUUAUUUGGAAAAUCUGAAAUGUAUAUUUUCCAUUUUUCUCUCAUUUAUGAUUUGUGAUUUUUCGCGUUUUAUUGUUCUUCUGAUAUGUUACACAUAUGGAAAAGAGGAUCGAGAAUAUCAGCCAUCGCAAGAAUAUUUGACCAUUUCCAAUGGACUAAGCCAAAUUAUAAGAACGACUUUUGCUUGUCUCCGCCCAUUUAUAGUUUUAAAAGUUUGCAAAAAUUAUCAGGAAAUUGUCAAAGCAUUUUUCAUAAUUUCCACUGGAUCCACAAGUUUUAUCAAGGUUGCUCCAAAAUCUUCAGUCACGACUACAUAA